Messenger RNA from Phytophthora nicotianae INRA-310, 1550 nucleotides. RefSeq lists its product as hypothetical. The record is from RefSeq and is a predicted model, not a curated record. Lineage: Eukaryota; Oomycota; Peronosporomycetes; Peronosporales; Peronosporaceae. The transcript has 2 exons. The coding region runs from base 70 to 1401 and encodes 443 amino acids.
AAAACAAUUUCCGAAGCCAAGAAGAAGGCGAUCCGACCCUCCAGUCCCAAAUCUCAAAACCUUUUUGCCAUGGGGAAAACGCCCGAGCGCCGAGUGUUCACGUCCGCAUCGUCCAGCGGCGCGCUGCGCUAUCGUCGCAAGGCCCCAGCGCCCGCCGACAACCAGCAGCCGGAGCAGCAGCCAGAGGACAUCAAGCAGCAUCCAGCAGACAUCAAACAGCAGCUAGCGGAGCCCAAGGAGCAGCAACAGCAAAAGCAGGAGCAAUCUGAGCCUCAGCCACAUCGUAGCAACAAUAGUAACAAUCGCAACAGAAGCAGCAGGUCGCCACCCGCCCGCCGCUUCCGUCCCAAGCCCCGUCAGCCCAAACAGCAGCAGCCCGCGCUGCUCAAGCAGCUACUGUGGAAGGCCAAGGCCGUUCAGCCCGCGCCCCCACUGCUGACACUGACGAAACAACAACAAAGAAGUCGCAACCAGGAGGAAGAAGAUGAUGACGAAGACGAAGAAGUGGCCUUUGCCAGGGAGCAGCGUCAGGCUCGUAAGCUACUGGCGAGCGAAGCCGAGGCGUUGGCCGCCAAGAAUAAGGCGGUGGUAGUAGCUGCGCUGCCGUCGUCCGAGUCGUUCGUGGCCGAGUCUUCCAGCCAGGAAACACAGAGCGGAUCGGAGGACGAGGCUGUGUUCCUGCCCUAUAGCGACCUACUACCAAGUGUACAGGCGUCGCCUGAGUGGCAGGUCUUCAAGGAACAGGAGGACGCUGAGGAGACGGACGGGGAGGAGGAUGCCAGUCCUGUAAUGCCGUCGAGAACGGCGGAGACACCAGUGGAGAAGCUACAAAAGCAGCCAGAACAGGACGAACUAGAGAAGACAGCGGUGAUCCGUCGGAAACGGCAGAGAUCUAAGCUGAAACUGAAACAGAAGCGCGCAGCCGCCAAAGAGCAGAAGCGGUUCCAAGACCAACAGAUACAGGUGCACAAGGAUGAGAACGAACGAGUGUGUCCUGCAGAGGAAGAUGCAGGAUCUACGCAGGACGACGACAGUAAUAUUUUCCACCCGCCCACGAAUCUAGCGAGCGAGAUGGACGCUGGAGUGUGUCGUGCUGUGCUCUCACAGUUAAAUGAAGUAGUGCCGUAUAUCGUAGUGGGCGACGUAGCGUGUCCAAUGGUGCCUUCGGACGAGAAGCCUUCUGUGAGUGCUGACGAAGCAGAAAAAGAGGAACCAGAGGAAACGGUAGUGGACUUCCGCCAGCACGUGAUCGCCAUGCUAGAUCGUUCCAAGGAGACACAGAUCCAGUAUCGAGAGAGCUUCGUGGUGGAAAACUCGGGAUUUGAUGCAGCUUCGAGCUAUGAUUUCCUCAAGAGCCGUUUUUACGAGAUUCAGAGAAGUACUGGCAUUGUGUACUACUAACGGAUUCCUCUCGUCUCGAGCUGGACGAAGUUACAUCCAAAACAAUAACAAAACUGCCUUUUGCCAGUCGAUGAACCAUGAUUUGGUCGCUUGCAAGCUCAUAAUUACUUGUCUCUACUAAUACUACGUCCUACGUUUUCAAAAAGCUA